Messenger RNA from Solenopsis invicta (red fire ant), 2125 nucleotides. RefSeq lists its product as uncharacterized. The transcript is spliced from 3 exons. The record is from RefSeq and is a predicted model, not a curated record. NCBI's taxonomy places the organism in Eukaryota, Metazoa, Arthropoda, Insecta, Hymenoptera, Formicidae. The coding region runs from base 770 to 1957 and encodes 395 amino acids.
UUAUGAACACAGAUAAAGCUUCAUCUUUAUCUUUGCACUAACAAAUCCUCAAAUUUUCUUAUACAGCCCUCUAAAUUGACCAUAUAGAACGGAAUCUUGAAAUUUAUGAUACAGUCCUGUGGAAAGAAACGAGAAGUGUAGAUAGUGUAGCUUGAGAUUUAAACGGGAGUAUCUGAUAGAUCAGAGUAGUCUAGGAUGCUUGAUCUAAGAGUUAGAGUUUUUGUAAGUGACAAUUGCCGACACAACUGACAAUGAUACUUCAAUUGCCUUUCAAACUCGCUGAAUUGAAGAAUCUGUUGGUCGCACCACUCAUUCCGUUUCGAUUAUAUGCUGUGAUAACCGAAUGAUGUUUGAUAUUUUCACGCCUUGUUCGAAUUUGCAGUAGUCAUCUAUGAACGAUAAGUGAAAGAUCUGGCUUAGAAGGGCAAAUAUUGGCAACUAUUGCAAGCGAUCCAAAAUAGAGUAUAAAUGUAUCACAGAUGAUGAAGAAUGAUCUAAUUAGUAUUUGACAGUAGCUAUUGCUACAAAAAAUGAUUGAAAACUACAUUUGUGAGAUUUGAAGAAGAAUCUGCUAUCGACGUCUACUUCUGUGAUCGAAUCUAGCACUUCUUUAGAAGAGAAAAUAAAAGGUUAACUGGAACGUAAGGGAGUUAAAAAGAAAUCUGUGAGUCAACUGAUACUUAAUCUUGCCUAACAAAUCUUUCAAGUACACUCAAACUACGAGUGAAGACUUUUAAAGUACGUAAUACAUAAGAAUCAACAAAGAAGUAUGGAAAUCCAAGAGAAAUCCGAAAGUCAAUCAACAUCUUUGGCUGCAGUUUUACAUGCCAAAUUCUCAGCGUGUCAAAUUUCAACAGAAAGGUUACAGUCUGAUCUGGACACGUCUCUUGUAGAUCAACUAGGAAAUAUGAAAGUUAAAGAGGAUUCUGCGAAUCAAUCUUCUGCUGCAAUAUUUGCUGAUGAGAUCUUUGCAAAGGAAAAUUGUUUAGAAAUUGCGCCCUUACCAACAUUGCAAAUACCAGACAACAUUCGCGCAAGACUAAAAUUUGAAGAGAAGCAUAACUUGAAAUUUAACGAAGGUAGUCUAACACCUGCUCAACCGAGAAAUCGUCAUAAAACGAGAGAGGAGUGUAGGUGGAAUCCGAUUAUUCCUCAGCCUAAUCCAUCUCAGAAAAAUCUGUUACAAGGAAAAAAGAAAUGGUGUUAUAGUCGUUUCUCAUGUUGGAUGUUUUUACUAUUGCUAUUGACAAUUUCUAUUGCUGUAUAUUUAUUUGAGAACCAAGAUCGCAGACACAGCUGUGAAUUUGCGUGCGCUGUCAUCGAAUUGAAGAAACGAAUUUAUGGCCAGAAUCAUGCCAUACAAACUUUGAGUGAACGUCUUCUUCUUGACACACCUUCCUCAAGGGUGAUAGUCCUUAUCGGCGGCACGGGUGUUGGCAAAUCGUACACUGUAGACAUCAUAAAGAAGAACUUUCCGAGGAAAUAUGCUAUUCGCCAGUAUUAUCCUCCAAUCAAACCUAUGAUCGAAAUCAACUUUUCUUUCUUACAUCCGAGUCUAAUAAUUUUCGAGAAUCUGAAAGAACGCGAUGUGAUAGAUGUCGUGAACUAUCUAAAAGAACGUAAAGAUACGUAUAAAAAUCAGCUUGUGACUAUAUUGGUUGUUAUCAACAUUGAGCAGAUGGACAAUGAUUUGACAAGAACAGCGAAUAUAUAUCGAAGUCAGAACAUGAUAGAGACUGCUUUUUUCAACGAAGAUAUCGAUGCCAAAAUUAUUCCCUACGAUUUUUUGAGCGAGAAUAUCUUGGAAGAAUGUAUUAUAGAUGCAAUGAAAACGAGCGAUGUAACGCUCUCAGAAGAUAAAUUCAAUUAUGUUAAGUGGAGCUUGCAGGAAAGUAAUGCCGGUUGUAAAGGUGCCUAUAGCAAGGUUCAGAUGAUUGCUAGACAGUAUCUUCCAUAACCAACUACACGUACUGACUUUGAGACGUUACGAACUUAGAAGUUGCGCGGUCUAUCGACAAAAGCGAAAAUAAGAAUAUUUUAUAAAUGGUGUACCUACACAUUAAUAUUUGCGAAUGUUUUACUUAUACGAGAUUAUUUGAUUAAAAAUUGAUCUUUAUUACUAUUA